CUGCACAACCCGGUGUCCUUUUCUGAAAUGUAAACAAAUCCUAGAUUCUACCUUUUCCUUGUUUUUACAAUUCAUAUAUUGUACUAAUUUGUACAGUAUAUUCUAAAACAACAUGCUUCCUUCGUGCGAUUUUUUGCCGAUUCCCAAGUGUUUUAGCCACCUAGUGGUAAUCUCUGACGUAAAUGAAAACGAACAUCACAAUCAAGGCAUACGGUUGAAAAUAAAUCUAAAUUUGGUUCCUGAUUGCUCUUCUAGCGAGAGUGAGGAGGUUCACGGUCCUGCCACCAUGAGUAACAAUAGUCAAAGCAUUAUUUCCAGGUCAGCCAUGGUCAUGCCUGUGGAUAAAAAACGACAUAAUAGCAUAUCACAUAUUGAGAGCGGCACUUCCCUAGCCGAAACCAGCAACGAAUCUGAUGAUAAAUUAUCGUACUCAGUCAACGACAGCUUAAGUGAUACUUUAAAAACCUUGGACCAAAAUCCUCUUACAGUCAGGAAGGAGACUUGUGACCACAAGAAUCCAUAUUUGAAAUUAAAUUCUUCAUUGAUGAAACUUCAAAAAGAAAUGAAACAACUUCGGUCUCUCGAUUUAUCUUUAUUCUGUCAACUGCUGUCACUGCAUGAAGCCAUUCAAGAGUACAAAAUCACAGUGUCUGAUCGCUUCUCUGAGACUGGAUCAGAAUAUUCUUUAGGGAGUGCAAGCUACAUGGGUUCAAUGUCUAGCCUAAAUGAGGAAAGUGAUUGGGGCGAUGAAUCCCCACAGGGCUUUGACCAGCCUGAUGGUUCGGACUUUGAUCAAAACGAGAAUCACCACAACGCAUCCAAUCUCUUAAAGCAGAUCGCUGAUUUAGCACAAAGAGCUGAAGAGGAGUUUUAAAGUAUUGUUCAUAGGAGGUAGAGGAAUUGCCACAAACCGAAAACUAUUGCUGUAAAAAUGUUUACUGACAAAUAAUUUUAAUAAUCUCUAAGUAUUACUUUUUAGAUAUGUUUCUUUUUAUAGCUUUUAUACAAUGUUACAUUAAUAUUGAUGAUAAGCAAUUUAAAAUAUUAAUUUUGAAACAAAUUUCUACACCUGUGAGAUUUAAAAUCUUUAUGGCUAAAUGCCUAAUGAUCCAGUUUAACCAAUGGUGUAACUUGUCAGGCUAUCCAGUUGUCUUAAAUUUUUUUUUCCCAGUUUCUCUUUGAUGAAACCUUUUAAAACUCACCAUAGCUUAAGAACCAAAAAGUUAAUAUCAUUUUUUUAAAUAUAAGUUUACUUUUAGAAAAAAAUAAAACUUACUAAUGAAUUAUUUUAUAAAUAAUAAAUAUAUAGAUGUUAUGACUUUUAUAUAACUAAUUCUAUGCAUCAUUUCCUAUUAAAAAGCAGUGAGCUUUAUUUUUCAACAUAUUUUUUUUGAGACAACCUUUUUUGUUUUGUACAUGCUUGUAUAUUUUGCUCUAGACUAGUUAGGUUUAUUUUAUUACAUCUUUCACCAUUUGAUAUUUUUGUUUAGUUAAGCAAACGUCAAUACUUUUAUUUUUAUAAUGUGUGGACACUUUUUUUAAAGUUGUCAAUACUCAGUUUAAUUACUUAUCAUAGUUAUUGCUUUGAUAAUAACAUGUUUUAAUAUAUUAUUUUUAUAUAUUAUUUUUAAUGACUUUUAAGUUCCACUGCUUAAAAUAAUGAAUAUUUAAACUCCAUUUUUAACUUAUUCAGUGGUGUUGAAAAUAUGAUGCAAAAAAAAAUUCCUGUUAAUUUGAUUAGUAAAUCACACUACACAUAAUUAAAGUUACCUGUGAGAACAUUUUCUACACAGUAUUUAACAAAAAAUUGUUAAUUUUUUUAAAAAGUUUUCCCAUACAAUUGAUUUUGAGCUCGUAUUUUGCUAAACGGUGCCAUCACAUUUCCAGCUGACUUAUUUUUGGUAGAUUUCCUAAGCUGUCCAGAAAAACAAACAAAUAAUUAUGGCCAAAUCAACCUUUUAAAAAAUUGAAAGGCUUCACAAACACACUUUGUCAUCUAAAAUAGAGUAUCAUAUUUAUUACUGUUAAAAAAAUGUUUUGUGUCUUUAUAUGGUGUCUUGUAAAACAAAACUGGAAUUCACUAGGGUAACUAUAAUGUAGUAGAAGUUAGGAACUGCUGGUUUAAAUUACCAAUGGGCUCAGGAUUUCAUUGUCAUGCAACAGAGCAUGUUAAUUAAUCUACUUCCAUGCAAUAGAUUUUCAAUUUUGUCUUUUUUUUUUAAAUGCGUACCAGAUGGGUUUUGGAAAUUAUUAUUUUGUCAUUGUUCAUAAAAUUGUUUCAAAUGAACUUAAGUCUUUCAAAGCACUAUGAAGAUAUAAGCUUUAAAUUUAAUGCAUUCAGAAAGUGCAUUAUUUUUUUAAGUUUUCUAAUUUUUUCUCUAAAUAUUAAAAAUGAUUUGUUUUUACCUCUAAAAUACUCAUAAAAUGAAUAUUGAACAAUUUUUAGUGUUGUAGCUUAGAGUCAUCAAAUGUUUCAUGAUAUUAAAAGCUCAUAUUCAUUAUUUGCUUUUUAGAUGGCUAUAAUGUUACAAGGUGUAUGAGAAAUAAUGUAUGUUUAUACUUCUUAAAUCUCUCUGGAUUUAGAAAGUAUUUGUUUUGUUUUUGGUUUAUAAACCAGCUAUUAACCACAAAUCCAAAAGAUAUUUCUGCACAUUGUUUUUAAUGUUUCCUCAGAGACCAGUUAUGUUUUAGAUAAAUAUUCCAACUGUUUAUUAACUACCUAUUAUUAACGAGAAAAAUGGCCCGUUGAGGAA
This is a messenger RNA of Physella acuta, 2753 nucleotides long. RefSeq lists its product as uncharacterized. Lineage: Eukaryota; Metazoa; Mollusca; Gastropoda; Physidae. The record is from RefSeq and is a predicted model, not a curated record.